GCGCCGGACCCCCAGCCGCCUGCUCCUACUUGCUGCUGUCGUCUGCAGUCUGCAGCAGUCUCUGCACUCCACCAUAGCGAGGCACUGGCAGCACCGGAACCCGCAAUGUCAGGCCCCAAUGGGGACCUGGGCAUGCCGGUGGACCCGGAUGCGGAAGGCGAGGACGACAGCUUCGGGGAAGCAGAAUACGCUGCCAUCAACUCCAUGUUGGACCAAAUCAACUCCUGCCUGGACCACCUGGAGGAAAAGAACGACCACCUCCACGCCCGCCUCCAGGAGCUGCUGGAGUCCAACCGGCAGACGCGCCUUGAGUUCCAGCAGCAGCUCAGCAAGGCCCCCAGUGAUGCUAGCUCCUAGGCUCCAGGAGACCCCAGUCAGGACCCCAACCUGCCUCCCUGGGCCAGACUGUUACCCAGGCACUUAACUUACCACUUGGCUUAGAUCCCUUUUCUAGGACCAGCCUCCAGGUCCCCCAUUGGGGCUGCCUGCCUGGGCCACCCUCUGGCACUCCAAUGGGCCUGCCUAGGCCAGCCUCCACCUCUCAGCAUUUCUUCUGGAGCCAGAUGUGGGCCUGGAACUCAUCCACCUUGUCUGUCUGCACACAGCUUGGACUCUUCCCAUUCUGCCCUCAGCUGGGCCUUAUGUGCCCAUAUUAAAUGGGUCUUCAACACCA
Erinaceus europaeus (western European hedgehog) is the source of this 673-nucleotide messenger RNA. Its product is annotated as bublin coiled-coil protein. The coding region runs from base 106 to 357 and encodes 83 amino acids. The transcript has a single exon. NCBI's taxonomy places the organism in Eukaryota, Metazoa, Chordata, Mammalia, Eulipotyphla, Erinaceidae. The record is from RefSeq and is a predicted model, not a curated record.